AGGCGGGGGUGCAGAGGUGCCGCCGCCGCCUGCCAGUCGGGAGCGCGCGAGGCGCUGAGAGACCCAGAACCAGAGCUAGAGCCGCCUACCUGCAGCCGCCGCCCACGGCCGGGCAGCCACCAUGGCGCUUCUGCUGCGCUUCGUGCUCCUGUGCGGAGUCGCGGAUUUCACCAGAAGUCUGAGUAUCACCACUCCUGAACAGACGAUUGAAAAAGCCAAAGGGGAAACUGCAUAUUUGCCAUGCAAAUUUACCCUUAGUCCAGAAGACCAGGGACCACUGGAUAUUGAAUGGCUGCUCUCCCCAUCCGAUAAUCAGAAGGUGGAUCAAGUGAUUAUUUUAUAUUCUGGAGACAAAAUAUAUGAUAACUACUAUCAAGAUCUGAAAGGACGAGUACAUUUUACAAGUAGUGAUCUCAAAUCUGGUGAUGCAUCAAUAAAUGUAACAAACUUACAGUUGUCGGAUAUCGGCACAUACCAGUGCAAAGUGAAAAAAGCUCCUGGGGUUGCAAAUAAGAAAUUUCUGCUGACAGUUCUUGUUAAGCCUUCAGGUACAAGAUGUUUCAUUGAUGGAUCAGAAGAAAUUGGAAAUGACUUUAAAUUAAAAUGUGAACCAAAAGAAGGUUCACUUCCAUUGCGAUAUGAAUGGCAAAAAUUAUCUGACUCCCAGAGAAUGCCCACUUCGUGGUUAGCAGAAAUGACUUCACCUGUUAUAUCUGUAAAAAAUGCCACUUCUGAGUACUCUGGGACAUACAGCUGUACAGUCAAAAACAGAGUGGGCUCUGAUCAGUGCCUGCUUCGCCUAGAUGUUGUCCCUCCUUCAAAUAGAGCUGGAACAAUUGCAGGAGCUAUCAUAGGAAUUUUGCUUGCGCUCGUGCUCAUUAGUCUCAUCGUCUUUUGCUGUCGUAAAAAGCGCAGAGAAGAAAAAUAUGAAAAGGAAGUUCACCAUGAUAUCAGGGAAGAUGUGCCUCCUCCAAAGAGCCGAACAUCUACUGCCAGAAGCUACAUUGGCAGCAAUCAUUCAUCCCUGGGAUCCAUGUCUCCUUCCAACAUGGAAGGAUAUUCCAAGACUCAGUAUAAUCAAGUACCAAGCGAAGACUUUGAACGUACUCCUCAGAGUCCGACUCUUCCACCUGCUAAGGUAGCUGCCCCUAAUCUAAGUCGAAUGGGAGCGGUUCCUGUGAUGAUUCCAGCACAGAGCAAGGACGGGUCUAUAGUAUAGAGCCUCUUACCUCUCUUCUUUGUUCUCAGUGUUUCUUUUCUUCUCUUGAUAUAUUAAAACCUAUUCUAGUCUAAAUUUUGUUACCAGCCUCAAAAAAAAAAAAAAAGUUAACCAGAAACUGUAAGAAAUAUGCUUCACAAAGUUUUGUUUGGUUAUAUUGAAACAAUAAAGUUAAUAUAGUUAGUAAAGACAAAUUCAUCAUCUGGAAAAGGUGGAUUUUUUUAAAGAGGUUGAUUUCAAAGGUAUCUGAGUAUUAAUUAUAUAAGCACUUUGAAUAUUAAAUCAUAGGUGAAGAAAUUUGUAAACAUACAUGCAUACUAGAUUGAUACUUGAAUCAUCUGAAAGUGGUAAUUUAUAAUUUCUACCAUUAUUUUAAAGGUGUUUGUCUCAUUUAUUUAUGACUCAACAAUGUCUCCCAAAUUAGUAAAGAAAUACCCAUGGCAAAAAUACUCAUGUAUGUUUAUACUUGUUUUUCUAGCCUCUUUGAAAACGCUAAAGAUGUUUGGAAUAUCUCCAAUAAUGGAAAACACUACAGUAUUUUAGAAAUGACUAGUUUUACUGCUAAGCUAUUCAUAAGCCUUGGGUAGGAAAUGGUUUUUAAUUGAUAGACUGCUAUAGGCAACAGGGCCAUCAUAACCUCUCUUGGAUGCUCAAGAACAGAAGCAUCAACAGAUUCAGUUAGAACAUUUGCUUCAGCUACAUAUAGAGUUGGCACCAUUGGUCUAAUAGUAGGGGCAGAUUUUAAGUGUUGAAUGGUCUGAUGCGUUGAGGCCUAUGGCCAUCUGCAUGUGGUGACCAGAUCCAGAUGUAUUUCACAUUGUCCAACUAAACACUGGCUCUCCACUUUAGGUGAUGUUUUUCUAAUAAGAUAAUGUUGUAAUUCAUUUAUUAUUUGACAGUUAUAAAUGAAAAUUCCCUAAUUAUUGAUACUAAAUUUUAAGUGGUGUUUCGUUUGUUUUGGUGUAUUUUUUGUUUUGGGAUGCAUAUUAUAUAUACUUACCUUCUUGAAUGCAAUUCCUGGAGAGUAUUUUCAUCAUAGACUCAGAAAUUCAAUACAUUUUACACAAAUAAAGAUCCUCCAUCAAUUCUGUACUGCAGACUUUGGAGGAUGUACAGUUGCUGUUGUGUGGCCAAACAUGUCAUCGUGUAGUUUCAGCAAAUCAAGUUGAGCUUUGAAAAAAUUUGAGUCUUAAGUUUUGUGAAAGCAAUUUAUUCUUAAAAGAAAAGAAAAUGGAGUAAAGGGAAUACUCCUGCCUGCCAAAUGUGUUCAAUAAUGUUUAAGUAGAAGAAAGUGGAUUUAUUGUAUUUCCCUUAAGAUUGUGAGGGAAUGUGCAUAUAGUAGAAUGAGCCAACAGUUUUAUAGUAUAUAAGGUCUGUAAUAAAUUAUUUCAUUAGCUCUAAAGCCUUUUCCCUAGAUUUUAGUAGGGAGUUGGUUUCUGUUAAUCUCUUUGGGUGCUGUGGUGGUAAAUGCUACAUUAUGAAUUAAUGUUGGCAUGUAUUCACAAUUAGGAAGAGUGUUGUGUAUACUUUUUAAUGGUAAACUUCAGCUGAAUGUCUGCAUAAUGGAUUAGUGUACAGUUUUACAUAUUUGGAAACAUUUUAAGUAGAUUUUUAACCUUACAUAAAGUUGCUUUUUAUACUUGUGUUAACAUCUUCAUCUGUGCCUUUUUGGGUAAUUUGAUUUCUAUUAUGAUCUGGUGCCUAUGAGCUAGCUAUCACCUACCUGAAAGGUGCUUAGAGGUGAAGGUACUGUUUCUGAAAACACAUCACUGUGACACCUUUCUACCCUCAUUCUUUGAAUCUUGACUCUUCCUUUCUUUUCUUUUUCAAAGUAACUUCAAUAAUUGUGUUCUUCAUAAAAAUUUAAAAACUUUUAAUAUCCCCAAUACUCUUUGACUGUGUUUCUGAUUUUGAAACAGUAACUAUUUUUGAAUGCUAGAUAUUUGGCUUGUUUUUUAAAGAUAUUAGGAAACUAAAACAGAACACAGACUUUAAUAACAAAAGAUUUUUGGCCUGUCCUAUUUCUGAUUUUCAUAUAGUGAAAAUUAUGCUAUUAAUCAAAGUAGAAAUUAUUAUGGAGAGUAUACCUGUGUAAGGUUUUCCUUAUGUUAAACUCUGUAUUGGAUUUAACUGUAAGUAAAUCAGAAUCUCUUCCAAAAAGUAGUUUAGUUUAGAUCCAUAGCAACUGUAAUCCAAAAAACAAGCUUGUGAAAAAUCACUUGUGUAACCUGAACAAACCUUUCAGGUAUGAUUAGGUUUAGAGGACCCAGCUCAGUUUUAGGCUUAAUAUUUUCUUUAUUUACUUUUAUUGUAAAUUUCACUUGAUCUAAAGGUCAGAUAGUACUAGUAAUUUCCCAAAUAAUUCUCACUGUUAAAUUUUAAUUGAACCAGAUAUCAACUAUUUAUUCUAGAAUUACUACUCAUGUGAUCAAAUAGUUCAAUAAAAAAAAUUAUUAAACUAUUUCAACUAGAGCAUAGUAAUAUCAGUCAAGGACAACACUGCAUCUUCAAAGCAAAACUGUUUGAUUCCACUUUAUUCCUGAGAGACUUUAGUACCAUCUUUUAAAUAAGUUACAUUGGAUAAUUUGAAGAGAAACGAUAUUGUGGAUUAAUAUGGUUCUGUGUUUUGAAUAUGGAGUAGUUUAUAGGUAUUCUUAUUAUUAUUGACCAGUGUUAGAAAGCCUCCCCACCUAAAAAAAGUCUCAUUGAUUAUAUUCACCAGUUAUUGUGGGCAAAUUUUCUUUAUAUUUAAGCUGUCUGCCAAGGAUUUGUUACAGUAGAAAAACAGCCUGAGUGUAUCAUAGGGGGAAGUUAAUUGAAAACUUAAAAAUCCAUAUAGAUUACAGAUACAAAGAAAUAUCUGAUUUCUGUUAGAUAAUUUUAAAAAUUUUAGAAUGGGUCCUGGAAAUUUGGAUCAAGUAAAGGGGCAAGUAAACAUUUUGAUUAAAUAUAAGAAAAACUCAUUGCAUGAACUUGGCUAUCAAAUUCUGUAAUAUGUGGCUUAUUAAAAUAACUUCUCAGUCUCUUUUUGUGUGUGUGCAGCAUGUAAGUUUGAAGUUACAUGUGAAUGUUUAUAGUUUUUUUCUAAUUCUCAUUUCAACAGUGUUUAGGGCUUUCAGAUGCCUUAUUCUAGUGUAAACAGGAAAAGUCCAUAUUUUUUGUGGUUAAUGCUUUGGUGUGUCACAUAUGGAGUAGUUUGUAGAAAAUGUUGGCACAAUUUUAGAUUUUCAGUGGCUUGUGACAUUAUUAUAUAUAUAUAUAUGUGUAUAUAUAUAUAUAUAUAUAUCUUUAUAACAUUUCCGUGUUCACUAGUAUAAAUGUUCUGGGCAAGUUUUAAUAUUUCAAAUGCCUUUGGAUAUUCUAGUAAUAAAGGCAACAUAUUCUGCAAUAGGAUUUCAUACUUAUUUGCCUGCUUCAAUACUAAAAUAGUCUAUAACUGAGCACAAACUCCUUUCAUAAUUGUUAUAGAAGAAGCAGGGAAGAACGAUAAAUAAAUUCUGUGAAUUGUGGUUCUGUUUAUUUCUCUUAAGGGAAGGCUGAUCAUUUAUCUUAUGGAUAUUAACAUUGGUCUAUUAUUAAUUAAAAUCCAAUUUUACAAAAUACGUAUCCUAUUUUGUAAUUUAAGAAGACAUUGAUUAUAAGUUGGGUUUGGUUUUCAUCAUGGACUCUAAAGGUUCCAUCAAAGAAGAGUGAGCUCUGUUUCCUGCCAGCUUGUUUUAACAACACAAGUAUUAAAAGAACCACAAUUCACUGAUGCACUUAUUCUUGUUCCUAACUGUGAAUUUUAAUGGUAAAUACACUUGUACUACUGAGAACUAUUUUGACACUUCACAUUUGCAAAAUAGAGCAUUGGUAAUAUCAGUUGCAGAUUUUGUAUUUAAAAUUUCUGGCUUACAUAUCCAAUGGUGCAGAUUUUGAAAUUUGUAAGAACAAAACUUGUUUAAAAAACCAAGAACUUGCUCUUAUAGUUUUGUGACCUUGUGUACUUUUGAAAUAAAACCAAGAAAGCA
Marmota monax (woodchuck) is the source of this 5229-nucleotide messenger RNA. RefSeq names its product CXADR Ig-like cell adhesion molecule (gene Cxadr). NCBI's taxonomy places the organism in Eukaryota, Metazoa, Chordata, Mammalia, Rodentia, Sciuridae. The transcript is spliced from 7 exons. Gene Ontology annotation, biological process: homotypic cell-cell adhesion. Gene Ontology annotation, cellular component: bicellular tight junction; basolateral plasma membrane; intercalated disc. The record is from RefSeq and is a predicted model, not a curated record. The coding region runs from base 122 to 1219 and encodes 365 amino acids. Gene Ontology annotation, molecular function: cell adhesion molecule binding.